Messenger RNA from Ruditapes philippinarum (Manila clam), 1615 nucleotides. RefSeq lists its product as uncharacterized. The record is from RefSeq and is a predicted model, not a curated record. The transcript has 6 exons. The coding region runs from base 246 to 1367 and encodes 373 amino acids. NCBI's taxonomy places the organism in Eukaryota, Metazoa, Mollusca, Bivalvia, Venerida, Veneridae.
UAUUUAUAUUCGUUAUUUUUUUGCUUUUUUAAAACUUCCUGGUUUAUGUUGAGAGUGUCAAAUAUUACUAUAUUACAAGUACUAUUGUUCAGAUUAAAUAGCAAUUCUGUGAGUCAGUGCUGAGCUUAAGAAAAUAAUUAAGAAAAAAAAAUUAAAUUUCCUUUUUCUUUGCAGAGUAUAUUUACCUGUGGGAUUGCUGUUUUUCGUACAGUUUAAGUUUUAAAAAAGCCAACUACACAAGCAUUAUGAAUGCACAAGGACAGAGAGAUGUUGAAAAAGAUCCAAAUACCCAAAGAAAAACAAAUGAAGAUAACGUUGCUCUUGAUGAGAAUCUAGACACACUGUCUUACAAGCAGGUAGGAGAUGGAAGGUCUAAAGAGGUAAAUGAAGAUGUGACUGUAAAUGGCUUAGAUGAUGCAAUUGUAAGUCAACAAAUUGCUGGAGCAACAGGUGGUGAAGAAGCUGAAGUUAAAGAACCUCAUCCUGAUCAUUCUGAAAGAAAUGUUAAUGGGGGAAAUCAUUCUCAUCAACCUUCUGUAACGGUAAAUCCAGAGGCAGUGAAAGAGUUUGAAAUAGAAGCAACAGAUAGCCCUGAAAAGCUGGAUACAAAUUCAAUCAGACCAAAUAGCUCUACAAUAAGGAAAAGAAGGCAUGAUUUGGCUUUUGAAUAUCUAGAUGUGGCAAACACCUUAGCAGGAGAUGCUCAUAAUAAUGGUGUUCUUCCUGAUUGUAAUGACGGCAAUAAUGAUACAGAUGAGUCUGGUGGAGCCAUGAAGAAAUUACUGAAGGAAAUAGUUAAAGCUGCCGAGUCUAGAAAAAGGAGAAGCAUACAAGAAACUUGCUCAAGACCAUCAUCAUCUGAUGAUAUCUCUACAACAAGAACAGAUAAUGAACUGGAUACAUCACCAGUUGAAGAUACUCCUGUUACAGAUCACAGCAUAUCAGAAGAUGGAUCAGAAAGUACCAGUAACAACACUAAUGAGGACAGUCGUAAAACCGCAAGGGAAAGUUGCGAGUUUAUGGGAUAUAAAGCAGACGAGAUAGACGAGGCCAUAAAUCGCUACAGUCAGUUAAACGAUGAUGCAGAUGACUUUCAUGCUAUAGAUUUAGCAGAGCUGAUUGAUGAUAAGAGAAAUGAUGAGGUGCCUGAUGCAAGUUCUGACCCAGGCCCAAUUGCCAGUAAAAAUGAUCAUGUGGGGGACAGCCAGGAGCACGGAAUCAUGAACAUGGAUUCAAGAGAAGUCCAGUAUUCCACUACUGCUAUUGUGAUAGUCAAAAAGGAUCCUUCAGAUGUUAGUGUUGCUCAUACUACAGUACUCACCUGUCCAUGUGGAUGUGGAAAAGUGUUUAAAUCUCAUUACCCUUAGCAUUGGCAUUUAUCAAACAGUUUUGUCUAUAACUUACAAACUUGAACUGAAUAUCUAGCUUUGUGGAAUAUGUUUAUUUAGGAUUUAUUAAAUGGACUGUCAAAUUAACAAAUAAGAUUUCUUUUAAUGUUAUAUUAAAAAUUCCAUGUUUUGAAUACCUAAGUAAAUCUCUUUCACUUUUCAGCUGCAUAAUAACAAUGAAAAGUUAUAUAGUGUUUUGUUUGUUAUGGCCAAAAUUGUUUGAUAAA